CUUAAUGGUUAGUGACGCCUUGUCGUUCUCCUUUAAAAUACAUGGAUGAUAUCGAUACAACGAAUCUGUACAUUUUGAACGCCGCGAAGGGAAAAAGACCGUUUGAAUAGUCGAUGCUGUCGUCUCCUUCCUCUUCGCUCAACCGCUUGCUGUUUUCUCCCAAAAUAGAACACAGCAAAACUAUGAUGCGAAAUCAGAGGCAGAAAGAAUUCCAUUUCUCUUCAGCACGGGAGAAAUCAAAGGCAAGAGAAAAGAAGAAUGACCGUGAUCGACAUCCUCUUCAGAGUCGACGACAUUUGCAAAAAGUACGAAAAGUAUGAUGUCGAUAAACAGCGCGAUGCAAACUCCCAAGGCGAUGAUGCCUUCGCUCGCCUUUAUUCUACCGUUGAAACCGAAGUCGACAAAGCUCUUCUGAAAGCAGAAGCGGCUUUGAGGGAAACAAACAGGGCAGCUGCUGUUGCAAUGAUUGCGGAGGUUCGUCGGACCAAGGCUCGAUUAAAAGAGGAAUAUCCUAAGCUGCAGAAAUUGGCUCGCAAGAAAGUCAAAGGGCUGUCAAAACAAGAACAAGAAGCUCGUGAAGAUCUGGUCCUAGCUCUUUCGGAGAGGAUUGAUGCAAUACCAGAUGUGACCACAACUGCAACUAAUACAACUGGGGGAUGGGAAACUUCAUCAUCUAAAAAAAAUAUUGUGUUUGACUCAUCAGAUGGUAACUUUAGUGGUGCUUUCUUCCAACAAACCGAAGAAUCCACUCAAUUUAGGCAGGAAUAUGAAAUGCGGAAAAUGAAACAGGAUCAAGGUCUUGAUAUUAUUUCAGAGGGUUUGGAUACUUUGAAAGACUUGGCAAAUGAUAUGAGUGAGGAAUUGGAUAGACAAGUUCCAUUAAUUGAUGAAAUUGAUACAAAGGUGGACAAGGCAACAACUGACCUAAAAAAUACUAAUGUGAGGCUCAAGGAAACUCUUCUUCAGGUGAGGUCAUCUCGGAAUGUUUGCAUGGACAUUGUUUUGCUGUGCAUAUUACUGGGGAUUGUCUCCUAUAUUUACAAUGUACUGAACAAUUGAUAUGAAAGUCUUCGUACAACAGCCAUUUUGAUCAAAGUGUUUGACUGGAAUAUAUUCUUUAACUGCUUGAGGGUUCUCAAUAUCACUUCCAACAUCUUCAGUUCAUCUCUAUUGGCUUGGUACGGUUUGCUACUUGGAUUAAGUAUUCAAGGAGAUCUUAUUAGUUCAUUGUUACUCUCACUGCAGUCACCAAAUUCUUAAGCAAAUAGAGAAAGAUCAAGAUGUAAAUGGUACUAUAAUUAUAUUACAACAGUUUCAUCUUCUGAUAUUGCUUUUCAAA
Mangifera indica (mango) is the source of this 1339-nucleotide messenger RNA. RefSeq names its product syntaxin-71-like. The transcript is spliced from 9 exons. Bases 259 to 1059 code for a protein of 266 amino acids. NCBI's taxonomy places the organism in Eukaryota, Viridiplantae, Streptophyta, Magnoliopsida, Sapindales, Anacardiaceae. The record is from RefSeq and is a predicted model, not a curated record. Gene Ontology annotation, biological process: vesicle fusion; intracellular protein transport. Gene Ontology annotation, molecular function: SNARE binding; SNAP receptor activity. Gene Ontology annotation, cellular component: endomembrane system; membrane; SNARE complex.